AUGAAAACAAAUUUUUCACUUUCAAUAAUUUUAUUUUUUUUGCUUUUAAUAUUUGUGGUAUCAUAUAAAGAUAUUAGGAGAGCUCCAAAAACAAUUGAUAAACAGCCAAAAUGUGGUACACGUGAAUCUAAUUGGCGUCCAUGUAUAUCAAAAAAUGUUGCAAAUAAAUUGUUUAAAUCAUGUUGUAAUCAGUUUGUACCUAAAGCAUGUCAUUCAUUAUGUACAUAUGAUACUGAUCACCUUUCUGCAAGACGUCGCCUUAUUGAUAUUGUUAUGGAAAAAAAAUGUUCUUUAGAAUAUCUUUCCUCGAUAAUGUUUUGUGCCUCUCAGAAUAGAGAUAAUAGAAAAUGUUGUAUUGAUUUAGGUCUUAAUAAUUCAGAUUUAAUGGUUGGAUCAAAAUGUUUAAGAUUUUGUGAUCCUUAUGGAACACAAAUUAAUAGAAUAACUAAAGAAGAUUCUGUUUGUUGGUAUAAUUUGAAUGUUAUCAAUUUUUGUCAUCAUAGUGGAAUAAAAGAAAUGUAA
Messenger RNA from Strongyloides ratti, 522 nucleotides. RefSeq names its product Domain of unknown function DB domain-containing protein. Bases 1 to 522 code for a protein of 173 amino acids. The record is from RefSeq and is a predicted model, not a curated record. The transcript has 2 exons. NCBI's taxonomy places the organism in Eukaryota, Metazoa, Nematoda, Chromadorea, Rhabditida, Strongyloididae.